Molecule: messenger RNA, 1575 nt
Organism: Microthlaspi erraticum
Lineage: Eukaryota; Viridiplantae; Streptophyta; Magnoliopsida; Brassicales; Brassicaceae
Source: the annotation of a GenBank genome assembly
AUGAUGGGGCAUCUCCGGCGACGGCAAGAGAGUAUAGACGAGGAAGAUGAGUUAAACGGCGACGUAUCAUCGAGAGGAGGUAAAUUCAGCUUGGCCGAGUCGUUUCGGUGGCUCGAUUCCUCCGAGCAUCGCGAGCGUCGGGUAAUUGAUUCCAAUGGCCAUAAGGAUCAUCGAUUCAUCAUACAUCCCAAAAACAGGUGGUACAAGGCAUGGGAAAUGUUUAUAUUAAUUUGGGCAAUAUACUCAUCUUUGUUCACUCCCAUGGAGUUUGGUUUCUUCCGUGGUCUUCCCGAAAAUCUCUUCGUGCUCGACAUUGUUGGUCAGAUCGCGUUCUUGGUCGAUAUUGUUCUUCAGUUUUUUGUCGCAUUCCGCGAUGGUCAGACUUACCGGACCGACUACAAACCAACACAUAUUGCUAUCAGGUACUUGAAGUCGCAUUUUUUCUUGGAUUUCGUCAGUUGUUUUCCAUGGGAUCUCAUCUACAAGGCUUCAGGGAGACAUGAACUGGUGAGGUACAUAUUGUGGAUAAGACUGUUUCGUGUGCGCAAAGUUACUGGUUUUUUCCAUAGGCUUGAGAAAGACACGAGAGUCAACUAUCUCUUCACAAGAAUCUUGAAGCUCGUUUUCGUCGAAGUCUAUUGUACUCACACUGCUGCUUGCAUCUUCUAUUACUUGGCCACCAGUCUUCCUCCUGAGAAGGAGGGUUACACUUGGAUCGGUAGCCUGAAACUAGGAGACUACAGCUACGAGAACUUCCGACAAAUAGAUCUUUGGAAACGUUACAUCACGUCUCUCUACUUCGCCAUUGUCACUAUGGCCACUGUCGACUGUUCAUCAGAGUUUAUUAAUCAGAUAGUUAUAAGGCUACAUGAAGAGUAUUUUCUUCCGGGAGAAGUAAUUACAGAGCAAGGAAACGUCGUGGAUAAUUUGUAUUUCGUCUGUGAAGGCUUACUUGAAGCUAUUGUUACAAGAACAGAUGGAACGGAAGAGAGUGUGACGUUUCUUGGACCUCACGCUUCUUUUGGAGAUAUCUCCAUCAUGUGCAACAUCUCUCAACCUUUCACAGUUAGGGUUUGUGAUUUAUGCCAUCUUUUACGCCUCGAUAAACAGUCUUUCUCCAACAUCCUCGAGAUUUAUUUCCAAGACGGACGCAAAAUCUUGAACAAUCUUAUGGAGGGUAAGCAAACGAAUGAGAGGGUAAAGAAGUUAGAGUCUGACCUUAUGAUUCACAUUGGGAAGCAAGAAGCAGAGCUUGCAUUGAAAUUAAACAGUGCAGCUUUUCAAGGAGAUAUCUACCAUCUUAAAAGCUUAAUCCGCGCUGGAGCCGAUCCUAACAAACAGAUUACGAUGGAAGAUGACCACUUCAUGGAUCCAAACAGUGAAGAUUAUGAUCACAGAAAGCCGCUCCAUAUCGCUGCUUCUGAAGGCUUAUACCUGAUGGCUAAGAUGCUUGUUGAAGCAGGAGCUAGUGUCAUCGCUAGAGACCGUUGGGGAAACUCUCCGCUUGAUGAAGCUCGAAUGUGCGGAAACAAGAAACUGAUCAAGUUACUAGAAGAUGCCAAAACCGCCAAGUGA